Molecule: messenger RNA, 626 nt
Organism: Chrysoperla carnea
Lineage: Eukaryota; Metazoa; Arthropoda; Insecta; Neuroptera; Chrysopidae
Exons: 4
Coding region: 172-561 (129 amino acids)
Biological process (GO): septate junction assembly
Source: RefSeq, a predicted model, not a curated record
GUUAUACAUGUUUUGUCAGUUAUAAAAUUAUUGUGUAGCCAGUAACAAGUUAGUCAUUGUGAAAAUAAGUUUAGUGUGACUUUUAGGUGGUUCUGUUUUUGUGUACCAAUAUUAAAUAUUAAUAUUAUUUUUUUGACACAAAUCUGUGUAUAACAACCAAACACAUUCAAAAUGGCAAUCAGCAGAUUAUCUUUAAUUAAAUUUUUAGAAUUAGCUAUCACAAUAGUAUGUGUUAUACUACAUUACAAAAGUUUCUCUGCCGGAGGUGAUACAGAAGUUCUCAUGUUAAUAACUGGAACAUUCUGUGGAUACUUUAUCAUAUUAAUUGGUGAUAGUGCUGGUCAUCUUUCAUCAUCACCUGGACGUAAAUUGGAUGCUUUCUACAGUUUACUUGGUGCUGCAUUAUUCAUUGCCAGUGGAGCUUUCGCCAUCAAAUACUCCGAUUCAUUCUUCAACAGCAAAGAAACUAAAAACUACGCAAUGGCAAAAGGUAUUCUUGCCAUUAUCAACGGAGCUUUAUUCCUAGUUGAUUCAUUGUUCACAUGGCGUGGUGAACAUUAAAAAUAAACUACUCGAAUAUAAUUUAAAAAACGCUUUCGUAUAAAAUUCUAUUUACUUUUAAACAA